Molecule: messenger RNA, 918 nt
Organism: Dacryopinax primogenitus
Lineage: Eukaryota; Fungi; Basidiomycota; Dacrymycetes; Dacrymycetales; Dacrymycetaceae
Product: ketopantoate hydroxymethyltransferase
Exons: 4
Coding region: 1-918 (305 amino acids)
Biological process (GO): pantothenate biosynthetic process
Cellular component (GO): mitochondrion
Molecular function (GO): 3-methyl-2-oxobutanoate hydroxymethyltransferase activity; magnesium ion binding
Source: RefSeq, a predicted model, not a curated record
AUGUUCACCGCCAUCCGACCCAUAACAAAUUCUUUCACCGUCAAACUUGCAACCGGCCAAGGUGGUGUAUGGACCAGUGUUCGACGGAUGAGUGUUCGGCCUGAAGCUCCGUCACCGGAACGAGCUGACCGAAAGAAAGUCACUCUUCAGCACUUGCGCCAGUUGCAUGCCACUCGUACGGCUAUUACAAUGCUCACUGUGUACAGCUAUCCUUCUGCUCGGCGUGCAGAUCAAGCAGAUAUCGACAUCUGCUUCGUGGGCGACAGUCUCGCACAAGUUGCACUUGGUCACGACAACACCACACGCCUCACGCUCGAUGAAAUGCUGCAUCACUGCCGAGCACUUGGCGUGAAAGAAGCCCUCGCAACGGCAGUGAGGCUGGUGAAGGAAGGCGACAUGGAAGCAGUUAAGCUCGAAGGAGGAGAUGAAGUUGUUGACGUGGUUCGCGCCAUCACAGCGGCCGGAAUUCCGGUGAUGGGGCACAUAGGCCUCACACCACAGAAGCAUACCAGCCUCUCCGGAUAUAAGGUCCAGGGCAGGAACGCUCAAGACGCGCUAUCGAUCGCACGCUCGGCCAAGGCAUUGGAAGACGCAGGCGUGUUUGCGAUUGUUCUCGAGGCGAUUCCGAGCCUAUUAGCGGAAGAGAUUACCGGCUCGCUCCGCGUCCCGACUAUUGGCAUCGGAGCAGGUAUGCGGUGUUCCGGGCAGGUACUUGUACAGGACGAUGCGCUGGGUGUGUGGGGUGGUGGCCGCAAGCCCAAGUUCGUUCGUCGCUUCGCCCAGGUGGGAGAAGAAGCUUUGAAGGGUGUCGAGGCAUCCGCCAUGGCUGUCAGGAAAGGCCAGUUCCCAGCAGACGAGGAAGCGCACACCAUGCCUCAGGACGAGCUGAACAAGUUCAAAGACAAUAAGCGUGUAUAG